CUCUCUUUUUCUCUUUUUUUUUUUUGUCCAGAAACGCCAUGACAGUUAAAAAUAUACCGCGAAAUAUUUAAAAAGAAAAAAAAAAAACCCAUUAAAUAAAAAAACAAUUCUAAUUUAAUUUUAAUUAUUAUUUAUAUAAUAUAUUUAAAAAAAUAAUUGAAAAAAUUGAAAAAUUGCUAAUACUGAUAAUUUAAAAUUCCUGUGUUAAAAGUAGUCAAAAUUAGUCUAGGCUAAGUUCUAAUUUAUCUCAUUAUUAUCAUUAUUGCCGAAUAUUAAGCGUCACCAUUUUAGGAACCGUUAUUUUAGAUGAUAACAAUAAUAUCAAAAUAUCAAAUAAUAUUAUUAAUCUGUAAAUUUGGGUGUGUACUGUGUCACGGUGUCAUCGUCAUGAUGCGUCAUUAAUAAUUACUCAUUGGUAAACAAAGCUUGUGUAACGAAUUGAGUUUGUCAUCUUAUUGAUUUCGAUUUUUAAUUAUAAAAAAAUAAAAGGCAUUGUGUGACGUGAUCGUCAACAACACUACAAUGUACGAAAUGGAUUCACCAUAUCUCAAGGCGAUCCAACAAAUACCAGGCAAGACACCUGGUGAAAAAUAUCAAGCACUUAAUUGCAUUGCCAAGAAACUCAUUAAUGAUACAAUGGAUAUUGAUGAUAAUGGUAUAAAAAAUGUAGAGGUUAAAAGUUCAGCUGAACUUCCAGAGUGUCUUGUACCAAUUGUUAGUCUUGAGGUGGCUAAAAUUCUUCACCAACCUGAUGGUAUUUUGGCUGGACUGAAAUCUGAUGAUGCCCUCAUCAAUGAUCGUGCACUCAAAGUCAAGUGGUUCUUUGAUGGCAGUAACAAGGACAUUACCAAUAGCCAAUAUUUCAAGAAUCAUGUAUUUCCUUAUGUCUCAUUGACUGUUCGCAUUAAAAUUAUCAGGAACUUGGGAAAAUAUUUAAUGUUGUCGAAUAAACAAAGUGUUGCUGAAGAAUUUUACAAUGAAUUAAAAGAGCAGUAUGAUGAAAAAACAGUUAGACCUCUUGGUUUUGCUUGUGGAGAAAGCUUUUUUCGUAAAAUCACCAGUGAAUGGAACGAAUCACUCAGUAUUAGUGAGCUUGAAAUUAUUUAUCCUCGUUUUCCAACUUAUGUUAUUGAAUUAUUGAAAAAUAAACCAUUUAAAUACAUUAAAUUUUUACCAAAGUUACUUAAAAAUCAUGCUGACAGUUUUGUUGAUAUUAUCAAAACAAUGAAAGGCUAUUUAUCAAUUGAUCUGACAAACAAAAAAUCAGAAUUUUUAUUUAAAAAUCAACGUAGUGCUUUAUUAGAAAAUGCAAAGUUAUUUAUAGAUAUUAUGAGCAUUGAACAAAUAACAAAAAAGCUAACUAAAUUGGAAUUUAAACAAUUUUAUAAACAACUAUUUCCUGAAAAAUAUGAAGAAUUUUCUUUUAACACAUUCUAUGAAUAUUUAAAAUACUAUCCAGAAGAAGAAAAAUUAAAUCUUAUGCUGUCAACAUUUGAGGAUCUUUAUGGAAAAAAUUUAUUGGAUUGUGAUGAUUUUAUAACACCUCAACUGUUACGUUUAUUAAAACCUGAGCAAAGAAUUAAAAUUGCAAGAAGAAAAUUAGAAAAAACAGAUAAAUCAUUUGAACCAAGUGAUAUUGAAUGUGCAUGGGUAUGCUACUUGCCAACAGAUGAAUCAAUUCCAAUAAUUACUGAAAAAAUAUCAAAAACAUCAGAUAGUACUGUACGUGGUCAAAAUUUACAAAAAUUAAUGUACACAUGUAGUGUCAACAAAGAUCAUGAUGCUCUUCUUAAGGUAUUGGAAUAUCUAUUCAUGCGACACAAAAAUGAAGAAUAUUAUAUAAUUCCAAGGCUUUUACAAAGACUAAGUGAUGAUUUUGAUGUUAAAAAUUUGCCAAAAGAGCAUUUAAUUGUUGUUGAUAAAUUUUUAAAAUAUUUAAACAUCAAAGAAAAACUUAAGCUACGUCCAGAAGUAAGUUCAGUUUUAAUUUGUGAUUUAAUUUACUCACAAUUAAAACGUAAUGAAGAUAUCAGUGAAUAUAUUAAGCUUUACAUUGAGAUUAAUAAUUCAGAAAGAUUAAAUAUUCUUCAUGAUUACCCGGAAUAUGAAAGAAAAUGCUUGAUUGAAUUUAUAACACAAUUAUGCAUGGAAGAUGAGCUUGAUAAAUCACCAUCAACAAUUAAUAGUAUGUUGAGAAGUAUGUAUGAUUUCAAUAAAAGAAAUGCCAAGUCUAAAAUUCAGCUGGAAAAAUUGAGCAUAAGAAAUUAUCCAACAUUGUUUGAAGCUGUUAAAUCAAUUGUAACACGAAAAACUGAUGGAAGUUUUGCUUGGGAAAAAAAUCUAGUUGAUAUGUAUUUAAGACAAGGAGAAAAUGAUCUUUAUCUUGCCUGGUUUGAUCAAACAAAAACACCUGAAAAAAUUGAAUUUAAUGAUUCAAAUGUCAUUAAAUUAUUGCAAAACCACAAAAAUUAUACAAAAAUUGGAAUGGAUAUUUUGAUGAAUGUAAAAAAUAAAAUUAAAAGACAUAAUCUUGCUCGUCGUUUUCUUAGUUAUGCUAGAUGGCAUCAAGAUUUACCAAUAAUAUUUGCAAAUAAAUGUCUUAAAGAGCUGGAAAAUAAAGAAAAUACUGAUGUUUAUAAAAAUCUUUAUGUUCUUGCUGUCUUAUAUGAUGGUUCAUCAUAUGAAAAAUUAUUUACAUCAUUUAUACCAGAAUCAAAAAUACUUGAUUUAAAAGACAACAAAACAAAAGAAGAAUAUACAUUUAAUUGUUCAAUAUUAUGGUCAUUGAAUAUUGUCAAUCCACCAGUAUCAUUUUCACCAAUUCUUCAAUUUUGUGAAGGUGAUUAUGUUCACAAAGCUAUCAAUACUUUAAACAAUGUUGGUCGUCGUGUUCCUGUUGAUAAAGUUACAUCAUUUUCCAAGACUCUUGUAAAUAAAAAAGUAUCUGUUAAAAAACAUGGUAUCAGAUUAUUCUGUGAAGUAGCCAGUUAUGAUCAAAUUCAAGAGAUGAUGAUGUAUCUCUGGGAUAAAGAAAAACAUAUAUCAAUUCGUCAAGUUUUGUAUCAAUUUAUAUCUAAAUUAUUUACUGAUGCACCAUCUUCACAAAGCUGGAGCUUGAUACAAAAAUGUAUCACUGAUGUCAAGCUUGAAGAUUAUUAUUUUGAUAAUAUAUUUGAAGUAAAUAAAGUCUCUGUUAAUUUUGUUGAACGUUAUGUUUCACUGUUGCUUGAGACAAUUGAAAGAAUGGAAAAAACAGACAAUGAAUUUGUCAACAAAAGUCAAGGAUAUGUAACUGGUAUUUUGAGCUAUUGUUCAUCUUUAUCAGAAGAAUUCCAUCAACAUAUAUUGAAAAAUCAUUUUGCUAAUUUUUCAAGACCAGAUUACUCUUUAUGUGUUAGUAUUCAUAAUUAUGUAAUCAGUCAAUAUCUUGGUGAGGCAAAUGACAAGCUCGAGUCAAGAUUAAACUUUUUAACUGAUUUAAUUUUAAAUGCUGUUAAGGCAUACUGGAAUGUUCAUUUUAAUUAUGAUCCAAAUGCAUAUCCAGUCAACUUGUGGGUUUGCAUAUUAAUAAAAAAUAUUAAUUGUUGUAUACAACAAGAUGUUAAAGUAAAAACUGCCAAGGUCGUGCUUGAUACCUUGUUGACAGUUUUAAAACCAGAACAACUUGGAACUUCAUACUUGAUUUUGAUCUACAUUGGUGUAUUUGAUGAUGAAGAAAAAUACUCGACUGAUGAAAUAUCCAAAAAGCUUGUCCAGCUUAUUCCAUCAUUGGUUGAAAUUUAUUCCAGUGAGCUAAUGCCUACAAUUGUUCGACACUUUAAAAAUCAUAUGAAAAAUGUGUCUCUCAAUAAAUUAGAUAUUAUUGAGAAACUUAUUUUAAAUGAUGAUAAAAAUAUUCUACUCUUUGCAAGUACACUAUUAUUUGAAUCGUCUGGUUACGAUGAAAAUGAUCAAUAUUUUAAAAUUAUUGAUACAUUAAAAAUGAGUAAGCAUCCAGCUAUCGUAAUUCCCAUUAUUGAUAAAUUCAAUAAUAAAUAUCCAGCUAAAAAAAUCAACAAGUCUCAGGAAGAAGUUUUAUCAUCAGAGGAAGAAACAGAUUAAAUGAUUAAAAAUUAUCAUUGUAACAACUCCUGUCAACUCAACCAGUUUUAAGUAAAUAAUAAUAUAUUAUGGAAACCCAAUUACAAAUUGAUUUUUGUAUAAUGUUUUUACAAAUUAAAAUUUUAUUCUCUACAGAUUUUAUAUAUUUAAAAUACUCUUGUAACUUUUUAUUUUUUUAACAAUAAAAAUAGUUUCAGAUUUUUUAAAA
Aphidius gifuensis is the source of this 4309-nucleotide messenger RNA. RefSeq lists its product as uncharacterized. The record is from RefSeq and is a predicted model, not a curated record. The coding region runs from base 523 to 4101 and encodes 1192 amino acids. NCBI's taxonomy places the organism in Eukaryota, Metazoa, Arthropoda, Insecta, Hymenoptera, Braconidae. The transcript has 2 exons.